CUACAAAGUUUUUUGUUAUUAUUUAUUACUUCCACGCUAACAAAAAUCACUAACAGCAUUUCCGUUUUGUUCUCCUUGCAGAUACAAAAGUAGCCGGGUCCGGUGCUAAGGUCAAGCGAUCGCCGCCGUCCACAGAGUAUAUCGCCAUCCACCUCAACGUUACUGCCCCGCGUGGUCCUGAACCGCAUCGAUCCCCAUGAGUUUGAGCGCAUUCGAGUUUCGUACAAGGUUGCCAUCCGAAGCAACCGCAGCAGUCGUACUAAUAGCGGGGCUCAUCCUGGCAUGAACAUGGGCCAAAAGAUCAGUGGAGGUGUCAAAACGGUCAGCAGCCGUGACCAACCAUCGCCCUUUAUCCCGAAGAUCCCGCGCGAACUGGCGGCGCACUUCCAGCGUCCGGCCCGACUAGAUCUCCUGCUCGAUAUGCCACCAGCCGCUCGCGAAACGCCGAUCAAAUACUCCUGGAACUCGGAGGACCGCUCGCUCAAUGUGUUUGUGAAGGAGGACGACAAGAUGACAUUCCACCGGCACCCGGUGGCACAGAGCACAGACUGCAUACGGGGCAAGGUGGGCUUCACCAAGGGACUGCACGUGUGGGAAGUGUUCUGGUCGACGCGGCAGCGAGGUACGCAUGCUGUGAUCGGUGUUUCCACAUCCGAGGCACCACUCCACUCCGUAGGUUAUCAAAGUCUGGUCGGUUCGAACGACCAGAGUUGGGGCUGGGACUUGGGGCGCAAUAUGCUGUACCACAAUUCGAAAACCUGCCCCGGCGUCACGUACCCAGCGAUACUUCAGCCAGACGAGACCUUCCUAGUGCAGGACAAAUUCCUAGUAGCGUUAGACAUGGACGAGGGAACGCUCAGUUUCAUCGUCGACGGUCAGUAUCCGGGGGUGGCAUUCCGGGGGCUCAAGGGACGAAAGCUCUACCCGAUCGUGUCCGCAGUCUGGGAGCACUGCGAAAUCACCAUGGAGUACAUCGGUGGCCUCAAUCCUUUAUCGUCUUCCUGCAAUCCACCAUAGAUGAAUUCAGCUCUAAUCUGAUAAAUCAGUCGUGCAACCAAUCCAUUUACGAAGUGGAGGCAAUCCGACAUUUUGAAUGCAAUCAUCGUUGCAGUGGUUCAACACAUCAGAAAUUUAAAAGCCCUUAUAAGCUAUGAGAUUGGAGACGCGUUCCUUUUGUACAGGCCAUUUUGCUAUUAUUUUCUUUUGCCUUCAAGUUGUGAAGGCAUGUACCGGCGGAUGAGAUCAGUACAGCCGGAUAGGAAGAUGACCCGAUACGGUCUAUCAAAAGGAUUGGUACAAACAAAUGCUGGAACAAAUCCAGUCUAGGGCUCUAUUGCAGCAUCGAAACAAGCCACAAGUAUGCGGAUGCGGCCAAGGCAAGUCUCGUCAUCAGUGAACUGACCUUACACGAGACCCGCAGUAAGCUGAGCAGAAGGGCACGGCUAGCCAAGUAGUAGACAUCUGCAAACAAGGUGCAAAACGGGUUCGACAUGACCGCCUUGAGAUUGUUCGCCAAGAUAACAACUUUAAGCC
Armigeres subalbatus is the source of this 1533-nucleotide messenger RNA. RefSeq names its product protein gustavus-like. The record is from RefSeq and is a predicted model, not a curated record. Bases 283 to 1017 code for a protein of 244 amino acids. Gene Ontology annotation, biological process: proteasome-mediated ubiquitin-dependent protein catabolic process. Gene Ontology annotation, molecular function: protein binding. Lineage: Eukaryota; Metazoa; Arthropoda; Insecta; Diptera; Culicidae. The transcript has 2 exons. Gene Ontology annotation, cellular component: SCF ubiquitin ligase complex.